Messenger RNA from Panicum hallii, 1069 nucleotides. RefSeq lists its product as uncharacterized. The transcript has 4 exons. The record is from RefSeq and is a predicted model, not a curated record. Lineage: Eukaryota; Viridiplantae; Streptophyta; Magnoliopsida; Poales; Poaceae. Bases 612 to 1037 code for a protein of 141 amino acids.
UCUACAGUUCUUCUAAUAUACACUUCCUCUAAUUCAGCCUCUAACCUGGUCAAAAACAGCCCUAAACCUAGCUGUUAAAACCGCCGAGUUAUCUGUGCACUAAUAUGGGAUUAUCUCCAAACUUUACUGCUGAACUUUGAAAUCUGUCAAAAGAUAAAUUUGUUCCCGAACAUUCCUCUACAAUUUAUGUUUGAGUUACAUCCUCAUAUUUAGCCCUUAACAUGGUCAAAAUUUGCUCUGAAUAUGUCGGAUUCUGCCUGGAACUGGGACUUUUCAGUUACUUACGUAAACCUGCCAACUUGCAUUUAAUUAUCUCCAAAUUACAUUACUAAACUUCAAAAUAUGUAAAAACAAAAAUUGUAGAAGGAACAUUCCUCCAUACUUUUCAUGUUGGUUACUGUCUCUAAUUCUUCCUCUAUCAUUCUCAAAAGUAUCCUGAACAUUAGGGUGACGGUGAUGUGCAGCGUGCGCCGGUGACGGAGUACUUAAUGUCCAUCGGCGAGGAGUGUAGUCAUUGUGUUUGCGGCGACAGAUAGACCGAAGUAUGCCUUAUCGUGCAUGCGCUCAUCGAGUAUCAGACGAUGUCGUUUGUCAUGUAAACUUCUCUGUGUAUGUAUCAGAAAACCGGACGGAUCACGCUCAUGGAUCCAGGCCAGGAGAAAGGCAGUAGUCCUCCAUUUGCUAUUUUGACAAAUGUGCCACGAACGGAUGAGGAAACAAAGGAGAUUAAGAGGCAGCGGGAGCGAGCACAUUUUGCUUCAUUAUCUGCCGAGCAGAGGAAUGAGCGUAACAAGAGGAAACGUGAGUCAUACAGGAGGAAGAAGGAGAUGUGUAUGAAUAUAGAAAAUGAAAAUACGAUGCCGGACGAACCACAUCAACAAGAAGAGAACAACUUAGGGUCCGGCAAUGAAGUCGUAAAGAUCAGGGCUACAUUCGAUACUCCCGACGUUGGAUGCAAACAGGGGUUAGUUGAAGCUCAUGAUAUCAUUGAGCAGGAUGUCACGACCCAAACUUAUGAAAACAUGAUUAAAAGCUAAUACCACGUCAUCAUGAGCAUCACCCCAUCAUA